Lodderomyces pseudojiufengensis is the source of this 636-nucleotide messenger RNA. It is a transcript of the gene NOP6, whose product is annotated as Nop6p. The record is from RefSeq and is a predicted model, not a curated record. Bases 1 to 636 code for a protein of 211 amino acids. The transcript has a single exon. NCBI's taxonomy places the organism in Eukaryota, Fungi, Ascomycota, Pichiomycetes, Serinales, Debaryomycetaceae. Gene Ontology annotation, molecular function: RNA binding.
AUGUCAGAUUCUAAAAAAUUAUCUAAAAAGGAGAAGAAAGCUCAACAAUUUCGAAAACCAAAGGAAGAAAGAGAAGCAGAAAAGAUAGAGAAGAAAGAAAGUAAGAAGAGAAAACUAGAAGAAGAAGAAAAUCAAGAUAAUGAGGUACAACCACAAGAUAAUGAAGAACAACCAAAAAAGAAAAGGAAAACAAGAAGAGGUAAAAAGGGUAAAGGAACAAACGAAGGAAAAGGUCCUCGAUUCAUACUAUUUGUAGGAAAUUUACCAUAUGAUAUAAAUCAACAAGAAUUAAUAGCACAUUUUCAAAAUAGUUCACCCAAUAGAAUAAGAAUUAGAUCUGAAAAGGGAAUAGCAUUUUUAGAAUUUGAUAAUGAUACUAGUGAAAUUCAAAGAAAGAUGGAAUUAGCUUUAAGAUUAAAUCAUUCAGAAAUUAGAAAUAGAAAAAUUAAUGUUGAAUUAACUGUUGGAGGUGGUGGAAAUUCUGAAACUAGAAAAUUAAAAUUAAAAGAAAAAAAUGAAAAACAAGAAGAAAAACAGAAGAAGAGGAUUGAUGAAGAAAAGAAGAAAAAAAAGGGGAAACCUACUUCGAAAGAUCUUGGUGGUAUACAUCCUUCGAGAGCAGCAUUGAUACAGUAG